This is a messenger RNA of Doryrhamphus excisus (bluestripe pipefish), 4817 nucleotides long. The record is from RefSeq and is a predicted model, not a curated record. NCBI's taxonomy places the organism in Eukaryota, Metazoa, Chordata, Actinopteri, Syngnathiformes, Syngnathidae.
GGUUUCUCUGACCUUAUUUUCAGCCCUACUACUGUUACGGAUAUUUAAUUUCCUGCAUUUUAAGGCGUUUGUGCGAACACUCCUUUUGUUUGUUUAUUUUUUGUCCGCGCCAAACGAGUCCGAACUCUCUCUGGCACUGUAGCUUGUGAUUGGGGUUGAACGUACGUGCAGUAGGGCUAAGCUAGGCUAAGCUAAAGUAUGCUAUGCUAGGCCCGAAACCGAAUAAAGUGGAAAAAAGCGAGGAUAUCAUUCUCCAGAAACGCGCAACGUUAGCAUGCUAGCUAAACAGCAGCUAAAGCCACCACUGCGCGUGUGAAUGGAGCAGUGUGCGAGUACGGCCUCCCUGCUGGCCUCCGUGCGGGAGCAGGAGAGACAGUUUGAGAUGCUGAGCCGAGCUCUAGAGGAGGAGCGGAGGUCGUGCGCCGGCACCCUGCCCCGCCCGCUCCCCAGCAUACAGAACGGCCGCGUUCCUUGUGAUGCGGACAUAGAAAGGCUGACACUUAACGAGGGCUACGUCAACGGGACACAUCAUUUCAGGAUGGAGCCUGGUUCGAUGGUGCAGGAGACGUACACAGUGGAGGAAGCGCCCCAGGAGUCCACCCCCGUUGUCUCUGUGGAGACCAAUGAUGACGGCACCACACGACGCACAGAAACCACGGUAAAAAAAGUAGUGAAGACCACUACCACUCGCACAGUCAUCCCCUCCGUAUCAGACACACUAUCCUUGGAUGGUGGGGGAUCAGUGACGGGUAUGGGAGCUUACAUCCCGCCCAUGGCAGGGGGCUACAGGCAGGGCCCCGGAGUAGGCGUACCCAUGGAAUACCCCACCCAGACUGUGCCCCGAAACUACCACUACGGACCUCCAGGCGGCUAUGAGGACUAUCGCGCUGGACCCCCUUCUGAAGCCUAUGCGAGCCUCAACAGGGGCGCCCGCAUGGACGAUCACUACAGACCAGUCCAUCCAGACGGUUACAGAACCUUGGAUCCAAGCUACAGAGCCCCCAGCAGGAGCCAGCUGGACCCCUACGCUGCUCAGCCUCAGGUCGGGCGCAUGGGAAGUUCAGUGGAGCUCUCCUCCAUCCCAAGAUUCGUCCCAGAGCCAUACGGUCUGGAGGAUGAUAGCCGCAGCAUGGGUUACGAUGAGCCCGACUACGGCAUGGGGCAUCCAGUACACUACAGCACGGUGCCCCGUAACCACCAUGGCUUCCCCCAAGGGCCGCCACGUAGGACCGGGAGCUACGAGGGCACGCUGGAUGCCAGUAUGAGUGGUCCGGGGGACAUGUACUAUUGGGGGGGCGCUCCUUUGGCACAGGGUGAAAGAGGAAGCAUGGCUUCACUGGACAGCACUCUGAGGAAAGGCCCGGGCCCGGGUGGAUGGCGCCAGCCAGAGUUGCCAGAGGUUAUCGCAAUGCUCAACUACCGCUUGGAUCCAGUCCGCAGCAACGCUGCCGCAUACCUGCAACAUCUUACUUACAAGAAUGACAAAGUUAAGUCGGAGGUUCGUCGUCUGAAAGGCAUCCCAGCGCUGGUCUCUAUGCUGGACAACCCAAACAAAGAGGUUCACUACGCAGCCUGUGGAGCGCUGAAGAACAUUUCCUACGGUAAAGAUCCAGACAACAAAAUUGCCAUCAAGAACUGUGAUGGCGUGCCUGCUCUGAUUAGACUUCUCAGGAAGACGCAUGACCAGGACCUCACCGACAUCAUCACAGGGACACUUUGGAACCUCUCUUCUCACGAUUCUGUCAAAAUGGAGAUUGUGGACCAUGCGUUGCACGCUCUCUCCGAUGAAGUGAUGGUGCCCCGGUCGGGCUGGGAGCGCGGGAGCAACGGUGGCGGGGGGGAGGAAAACUGCAAGCCGAGACACCUGGAGUGGGAGACGGCCCUCACCAACACAGCCGGCUGCCUGAGAAAUGUGAGUUCGGAGCGAAGCGAAGCGCGGCGGAAGCUGAGGGAGUGCACAGGAUUGGUGGAUUCUCUCAUGUACAUCGUCCAGUCCCAGAUUGACUGUAAAGACGUGGACAAUAAGCUGAUAGAGAACAGCGUAUGUCUGCUGAGGAACCUAUCCUACCAAGUCCACCGUGAAAUCCCGGGUUGCGAGCGCUACCAAGAAGCCGCUCCCGUCCACCAGGGUCCAGCCCAGUCCAGCCAGAAGGGGGGCUGUUUCAGCUCCCGAAAGAGCAAAGAUGAAUGGUUUUCCAAAGGAAAGAAAGAUGAGGACGCAGCUGCCGACAUCGUAGACAUCCCAAAGAGGACCACACCUGCUAAAGGCUAUGAGCUGUUGUUCCAGCCGGAGGUGGUCCGUAUCUACACCUCUCUGUUGAAGGAGUCCAAGAACCCCACCGUGUUGGAGGCCUCAGCUGGAGCUGUCCAGAAUCUAUGCGCUGGACGUUGGACAUACGGCAGAUACAUUCGUGCCCUGCUGCGCCAGGAGAAAGGCCUGCCCAUGAUGACUGAGCUACUGGCCCACGGCAACGACAGAGUGGUUCGAGCCAUGUCGGGGGCCCUCCGUAAUCUGGCCAUCGAUGCCCGCAACAGAGACCUACUUGGCAAACACGCAGUGCCCCACCUAGUGGCCAACCUGCCUGGCGGCGGUCAGAGUCAGCCCGUCCGAGCGCUGUCGGAGGCAACGGUGGUGUCGGUGCUGAGCACGCUCCAGGAGGUGCUGGGCUCCAGUCUGGAAGCAGCAAAGACUCUCAGGGCCUCGCAGGGAAUCGAGAGGCUAGUCCUCAUCAACAAGGACGGGAAUCGUUCGGAGAGGGAAGUGCGCGGGGCCGGUCUGGUCCUGCAGACGGUUUGGGGCUACAAGGAGCUGCGGCGCACUUUAGAAAAGGAUGGUUGGAAGAAAACUGACUUCAUGGUCAACCUAAACCCCCCCAGCAACACCACCAGGGCCAACGGGGGCUAUGAGGACAGCACCAUGCCGCUCAUAGACAAAGGAGGCAAAAGUGAUCAGGAGAUGAUUCCAAUGAAUGACAUGGGACCAGAUGCCUACUCCACACUGGACCAGAGGGGGAGAAGGAACACUCUGGACAACACUAUUGAGCCCGAUGACAAAGACGCAGUACAGAAAAACUGAUGGUGUGCAUCAUGAGACGACAGCCUCCUCCAGCCCACUGCCCCUGCUGAACUGACACCCCGCGAUGGGACGCCCCGCCCCUCCCCUCAUGCUUUUGGAGCGUCUCUUUGCUCGUUAUUACAUUCCUCCUUUCGCCGCUGACCAAUGCCCCCCCCCCCUUUGAGAAACUGGAUGAACGACGUGGAUGCGACGACAAGAUUGUGACACUAUGAUGACCACACCCCCGCCGCUAUGAGAAGGCGUCGGUCAGAAACUGUGACUAAAAACCCUUCGCCACGACAACACUAAUGGAGCAGAUACCCUGGAUGUUGCAUUCGGGUGUAAUCGGACACGAGUAAUCCAGGGCUUGUGUCAUUUCUUUCUCCUAAACGGGCGCCGACUACGAGAAAAAUGUUUCGCUUUUUGUGCCAAACGCUGCCGCUACAACUGCCAUGACGGAGUUUCUUCUACUAACCACUUCAAGGACGCCUCGGCUCGCUUGUGGGACAAAGUUUGAUGUCAAACUCCAUCGCUGGGACGCCGGGGCCUGCCGUGCUUUCUAUAGUCAAUCCACAUGUCGGCUACAUGCUGUGUGUGUAUAUCUAUACUGUAUGUGUAUAUAUACUGUGGAUCCCAGCAUAUUUCUGCAUAUAAUCUCCAAAAAGCAUGAUUUGAUAUUUCCAACGCUCCCUUGCUCACGGUGCAACCAAAAACACCGGAAUAGGCGCCCACGCAGGAAGAUACAUGCAAAAGUACUAUUAUACUAUGCGAUACUGAUUCGCAAAGCAUGCUGGCAUGCCUGUGCACGCUUGCCCCACAGCAGGAAGUUGCCCAGCAUGCCUUGCGGGUUGCACAUUAGUAUGAAAUAGUAUUGUAUAUUCGCCUACUGUUGCAUUUUGUCUUCCAAAUUAUGUUUUUUAUGGGCGUGUGGUCGAAGAAACUAGCGAGGGUGUACAGUGUAUAUGUAUACUAUAUACUAUAUACAUAUUUGUACAUGUUUUAGUUCAGACAUUAUAUAGAUAUCAGGCAUUCUACCACAAACAGUUUUUGUUUUCCAUAAGUCCUUAAUGAUCUGAAUGUUGUACUGCAGUACCAGUACGCUGUCGUUGUGGGCCAACUGGAGUGCCUUGCUUACUCAGGACAGGUAUGUCAGAUGUGUCAAUCAAACCUCAGCUGUGAUGUGGAACGCUUUAGUUCGAAUCUGCAAAAUUAAUGUCUGGGAAAAAAAAACAACACACAGCCGCCUUCAUGUCUGCACAACAACACACGGCCAUUUUGUGUCCGGGCUGACGUACUCUAGCGCCACCUAAGAUGUACAUACUUGAUGGGAACCAGCACUAUGUCAUGUUUUCUUUCACUUUGCUUCAGCUUUUUGUCCAUAAUGAACCGAGAAGCGCAGACUGGGGCUGGGAUUGUUUUGUCUAAGGAGGCGUAGGCCGCUGAUUAAAGUCGGAAGGAGAGGAGAAAAAAAUAAAGCACAUUUAAACUAUAUAUACAAGAGAAUAUUUGUUAAUUUUAAUGGCUUUAUGUAAUUUUUUUUAUAUAUUGAUUUGGCGUAAUUGUUUCGGGUGCCGGGGGUGAACGCAUAUGCAAUCAGUUGUGCUGUUAGUGUCUUAAUUAGAAAAAGCUAUUGGAACAUCGAGGUUAAAAAAACACUACACUUUAGUCUCUGCCUUGGCUCUUAAAGUUGCACAUUCUCAUUUAUGAAUGAAUAAUGUAACUAGCAAUACUGUUUUAAUAAAAAGAUGAUUUUUUCUCAGAC